CCUCCGAUUGAAACGACGGGCGCCCUCAAUUUCAACCUUCCAAUCAAUAUAUAGACCUCAUUUCCCCAACUUCUCUGUGAAGUAAUCAAACAAAACUGAUUUGGCUGAUCAACAUAUCGAUAGCUCAGAGGAGUUCUGAUUUCUUGUCUGGUCUUUUCGUGAUCGUGUCUUGUCCUUUGAAACAAGGUUGAUUAUCAAUCAUGGCUUUGAUAGCUGAGGAGCCUCUUUUGGCAGAUAACCCUCAGAGGUUUUGUAUGUUUCCAAUCAAGUAUCCCGAGAUCUGGGAGAUGUACAAGAAGGCAGUCGCUAGCUUUUGGACCGCUGAGGAAGUUGAUCUAUCAGAGGAUAAUAAUCACUGGGAAAGGCUGUCCUCUGAUGAGAAACACUUUAUAACCUACGUUUUGGCCUUUUUCGCUGCUUCUGAUGGCAUUGUUUUGGAGAAUUUGGCUGGUCGCUUUAUGAAAGAGGUUCAAGUCCCUGAGGCUCGUGCAUUUUAUGGUUUUCAAAUUGCAAUAGAGAAUAUCCAUUCAGAAAUGUAUAGUCUUUUAUUGGAGACUUAUAUUAAGGACACCAAACAGAAAACUCAUUUGUUUAAUGCCAUUGAAACUAUUCCUUGCGUGACAAGGAAAGCAGAUUGGGCUCUUAAAUGGAUUGAUAGCUCUGAAAGUUUUUCUGAAAGGAUUCUAGCAUUUGCCUGUGUGGAGGGUAUUUUUUUCUCUGGCAGCUUCUGUGCAAUAUUUUGGUUGAAGAAGAGGGGGCUGAUGCCAGGCCUAACUUUCUCAAAUGAGCUUAUUUCAAGGGAUGAAGGUCUUCACUGCGACUUUGCCUGUUUGCUCUACAGCUUUUUGGAAAACAAGCUCAGUGAGGACAGAGUGAAGGAAAUAGUGUGUGAGUCUGUUGAUAUUGAAAGGGAGUUCAUAUGUGAUGCACUUCCAUGUGAUCUUGUGGGGAUGAAUGCCAACCUUAUGGCUCAAUAUAUUGAAUUUGUUGCUGAUCGAUUGUUGGUUGCACUAGGGUGUAAAAAAGUUUACAAUGUGCAAAAUCCAUUCGAUUGGAUGGAGUUGAUUUCUCUCCAAGGAAAGACCAACUUCUUUGAAAAAAGGGUUGGUGAAUACCAGAAGGCUUCUGUUAUGUCAAGCUUGACCAACACUGAAGGGCAUCAUGUAUUUAGGUUGGAUGAAGACUUUUGAGCCACUGUAUCAAAGGCUUUAUUGAGAUAGUUUGGUCGAGAACCUUCUUCCUCAGCUAUUGCAUUGAAGACCCCCUUGAUAUGUGGUCUGGCUGGGGAUAUUUCUCUCUUUGCCUUUACUGCAAGGCAUUGCAUCAUUCCUUCUUGAAUUAGAGUCUGGUUGAUGGCCAUUGUUUCUCAGUUAUUGCAUGUAAAAUUAUCUGUGUAAGGCCAAUCACCAAUAAUUUGAAGUUUUAGAUCAAUUGUUGUUACAUCAAAAGCAAUGUAAAUCGGAAAUCAACAUGUUUUUGGUUUGUAAGAUUUUAA
Cryptomeria japonica (Japanese cedar) is the source of this 1495-nucleotide messenger RNA. RefSeq names its product ribonucleoside-diphosphate reductase small chain. Gene Ontology annotation, biological process: deoxyribonucleotide biosynthetic process. Lineage: Eukaryota; Viridiplantae; Streptophyta; Pinopsida; Cupressales; Cupressaceae. The record is from RefSeq and is a predicted model, not a curated record. The coding region runs from base 201 to 1190 and encodes 329 amino acids. Gene Ontology annotation, molecular function: oxidoreductase activity. The transcript has 10 exons.